GGUCGGUGCUGAUCCCAAAAGUGGGAAUGGCUGAGUGAUGUUGUGUCCGGGAAUUUUUUAAGUAAAUAUUCAGCUUGUGGUUAUGCUCUUGCAGUCAAACAGAAGCACCGCGGUUUUAUGGAUGCAUCUGACGGCAGAGAAUACUGAAGAGGAAUGAUGUCCACGAAGAACGCUAUCACGAAGGAACUGAGCGACAGCAUUCGACAUGUGCUGGACCGCAGUGCCAAGGUGUCUUUCAAGUGUAUGGUGCGCUUGGAGAUCAAACAAGACAAAACGGAGAACAGAGUGCUGGCAUUUUCUUCAUGUAGGUUUUUUAUCCUCACUGCCAAAGUACCAACCAAGAUUGAGCACUCUUUUCACUAUUUAGAAAUUCAAACUGUAGAGAGCAAAAAGCCAAACCAGCUCUGCCUAACCAUAGACAACAAAGUGUACACAUUCUAUUCAGUUGAUCCUGAGUCCAGUGAUGUUGACCAUAUGAUCAUCCAGCUAGGAACUGCUGUAAAAAGCAUUUUUCCACAAGUGCCUUUGGAGUUGAUAAUCAGACGAGUGGAAGCAGUACCAGCUGUGAGGCUUCAGCCAAUGCUCGAGUUCAACCAGUCGGCCGAAGCCUCAGACCCAGGUCCAUGUGGAAACUUCUCAGCUCAGUACAUCUGCAUGUGCGACUUCCAUGGUCUUCCUUUCAGAGAAGACGUGGCAUGGGAUGUAGACACUAUAUAUUUGUCUCACGAUACAAAAGAGCUGUCAUUGUUAGACUUUGAUCAUUUAGAGGGCCGAGACCUGGUGCCAAUCAUAUCUGCACUUUGUUACAAUGCCUGGUUCACAAAGUUCAGAGCAAGCAAUGUAAAACUGGCUUCAGAAGCACUCGAACAAGUACUCCAGGUGAUGAAACGUUCUGUGUCACUGGAGGAGUUGUACCUGGAUAACACAGGCAUUAAAUGGGAAUUUGCACACAAACUUUCCAUGACCUUGAUCGCCAACCCUAACUCGCCAUUGAACUCGUUGGACCUUUCCAACAACUUGAUAGAAGACAAAGGGCUGAAUAGUCUGUGUGGGAUCAUUGCCAAAAUUACUCAAGGAGUCGGGCAGCUUUGUGUGCCACUGGGAAAGCUGCAUAAGGGACUGAGCUACCUGAACCUUGCCCACACAGGAAUCACUGCCAAGGGUGUUAACACACUUGCACAUGCACUUUCUUUGAACCGUUCCAUGCCCUCCAACCUCACAUACCUCAAUCUCAGUGAUAAUGUCUUCAAGGAUGACAUAAAUAACCUGUACAACUACUUGGCUCAACCAAACUCUCUCGUCCACCUAGAUCUAUCUGGCACUGAAUGUGCCCUGGAAACUGUAUUUGGGGCACUCUUGCGUGGCUGCACUCAGAAGCUUGAGGUGCUGAACCUAUCUCGAAAUAUGUACAGCUCAAAGAAGUGUAAAGAGGUGCUUGUGCCACCUUCAUUCAAGACAUUCUUUUCAAGCACUGUCGCACUACGUCACCUCAACAUGGCAAAUGUCCGCAUGCCUAUGGAGGCACUCAAGGCCAUGCUUCUUGGUUUGGCUUGUAAUGAGAUCCUCACUGAGGUGUGGCUUGACCUGAGUUGCAACGACCUGAAAACUCAAGGUGCGCUGGUACUCGAGUCCUGUCUGCCAGGGAUCCGCUGCCUGUACAGCCUGGACAUCAGUGAAAACAAUUUUGACCAAGAUUUGGCCAACAUUGUGGCAGCUGUUGGAAAAAAUCAAUCCAUCAAACGACUUUCAAUAGGGAGGAACUUCACCAACAUGAAGACAAAGCACAUAACUCGUGUGAUGGAAGCAGUUGUACAGCUUAUUCAAGAAAAGGACUCCUCUCUUGAAUACCUUUCAUUAGCAGAUUCAAAGCUUCGUGGGGAGUUAUGUCUUGUUAUUAAUGCACUUGGUAGUAAUCAGUGCCUCACAUCAAUUGAUAUCACUGGUAACUACAUGGGCCUGAAUGGUGCAAAGACCCUUGCAAAGGCCCUCCAAAUCAACUCUAAGCUGAAAAGCAUUCUUUGGGAUCGGAAUUCUACACCUGCUCAAGGUUUUCAAGAUAUUGCAUAUGCACUUGAGAAGAACUUCACCCUUAGGUACAUGCCUUGUCCAGUUGUUGAUAUCACCCUGGCGAUGAAAAUUGCACCUGAGCGCACCGAGACUGCCUGGAAGAAGAUAUCUGAACUUCUGCACCGUAACGUGUCGCCUAAAAAGCACAGCAAUAGCCAGGCAUUCCGACUGCAGCAAGGAUUCCUGUUGAGCUCAACACAACAGAUGGUGGAUCGUUGGAUGCUUCACCUCCAAGAUGUAAUCAGGACGGCGCAGGCUUCAUCUUCAGAAGAUGUCACUUGUGAUGAGGAAGUGCUCAAGGCUGAAGGAUAUUUGAAGGAUGCCAGCAGUGCCAAACAGCUGCUGACUCGGCUACAUGAUGUCGUCCUUCAACAGGAGGAAGCAGGCAACCCAAUCGAAAUAAAGUUACAGGGUUGCGUAGACGAGAUGGAGAAGACACUGAAUGCUUAUCUUAAGGGAACUGCUUCGAACAUGUUGAAGUGCAUUGAAGACCAGUGUCCUACAAUCAUGUCUGAUGAGAAAGUUCGAAGAGAGAUUGAGGACAUCUGUCGAAGUCGACAGAACUUCCCACAAGAGGUUCUCCAGCGGGCUAUUCUGGACCAAGCUGGCACUGACAUUCUGAACCGCAUAAGUGAAAUUAACCUGACAAUAGCAGCUCAUGUCUCUGACCGUAUAUUAGACGAAGUGAUUGAGAGCUUACCACGGAGUCACCGUGACUUGGUGGACAAACUCAAUCGUCAGCGCAGCUCAACACCAGAUGUCCUUCGAAGUGGUUUACGGCCAGACAGUCACAGUGGGGACACACACUGUGAUCAAGAUAGUGUUAGUGAAAGCUCAGACUCACCACUGCAGUUGGCUUGGUUGAAUCUAGCAACACCCAAGCUACCAAUGAAACGAAAAAGCAUCAACUGCAGAAAACUGAGGCCACAAUCUGUUGUAGAUAGCGUCGAAGGGAUAGCAGCGGAUGAUAUCCCCGACCUUUUGCCGAAAGGUUCAGAAACAGACAGCCUGCCAAACUUGUCUCCAACAUCUGAAAAGCUGGAACAUCUGGGAAAGGCGCGACCCAAGCGUCCAAAGACACACGCGCCUACGCGACCUUGUCUGCAAGCUUCUGAGAGUCGAGAACCACCUCUUGCAGAGGGGUUGGACUGCUUUUUCAAGCGGCACCCAUCUACCUCAACACCCACACUCUCGCCUGAUUCCGAAGAUGCAGGGCUGAAGAGUGACAGCAGCACGUCUGCAAGCAGCUCCAUUCUGAUUACUGAAUCCAAGCCACUGGAAAAGUCCCCUUCUGACAACAAAGAAACUGAGAAGCGCAGCUUCAUGAAGGGCAUCAGCAGUUUGUUCAGCCGAGCUUCAUCAUCAUCGUCGGAAUCGGUGGUUGUGCAAAAAUCAAAACAAGAAUCAAAAGACAUUGGAAGCAGUGUUAUGUCUACAUCCAUGUCUGCUUACUCUUCUGUGAAAUCAAGGCAUGACAUCGAUGUCCACGAUAAGGAAAAUGGAGAAAUGGUCACUGAAGUCAGAGUAUCUGAGACAACAAAGAUUUCUGGCAUGGAAAAGUUUGGUGUGGGGCCUGGAUCAGUGAUAUUAGCUGAAAUGAAGGCAUUGCAGGGAAAGCGUACAUCUGGGGGAGCUUCAACAAAAGGAAGUGUGUCUGAGGAAAAAGGUACUGGUCCUCUUGAGUCUCCCAAGGACACUGGGCCUUUUCCAUCAGUUCGGCUUAAGCCAACAGGGCUUGCCGAGUCAUUGCGUUCUCCGACUGAAUAUUAUCCUCGAGAAAAGAGCUGCAUCAGUCCCUCAGAGAAUGUUCCCUCUUCACCUCAGCUAAGUACCCCGGGCAGUUCACCGAAGACAGUUGCAGCCUUGAAAUGUGGUCGUCCGCCACCGCCUGUUGCACCAAAGCCACGACCAAAGUCAAUGGUUGGCACAAUGGAAUCCCGGUUGUCAGGAGAAUUCUCCAGUGAUGAGGGUCUGAGAACAAGAGCUAGGACACCAGAUGAAGCAGACUCUUUGGACAGCAGCAAUAAAUCUUCUGAAGGAGCACCAUGGAAACGAGCAGCGGUAUACGGCAAAGAUUCGUCAGAUGGGUCCUUGGUGUCAGCAGCCACCUCCACUGCGGCCAGCAGGGCUGCGUUUUUUGCAGGCUCCUCAUUAAGAUCGUCAGGCAUGGCCACUUCGUCCCUGGCCAAGGAGAAGGCAGAAGGAGAUUCGGAGGGUACAUCUUCAGCUCCACCAGCGGACGACAUUGUCGACGUCUGAUAGGAUGCUGGUCAAGUCACAUCUGUUUCCCUUUAUGUGUGUGCAUGUGCGUGUGUGUCACUAAUGUGUGUCUCCUGCCUAAUAAGGUUGAUUGGUUUGAAAGAGUUGAAAGGGUGCAUGUACAGUACUUGGGUGUGUUUCAUGGAGCUGGUGAGUUACUUCGUGUAUUCUUUUUACCAUGCUGUUGCAAUAACUAUUAAAUCAGACUCUCUUUACCUGUGGAACAGUGUGACAAAAGUUUUAUUAUUUUUUACAUUGAAUGUAGGAGUACUCCUCUUACAGUAGUCAUAUUUUUGUCAGUGUGAAAGAAAAUGUUUGAGGAUAGAGCUGCCACUUAAUGAAAAUACUUAAACCCGUCAUCGCAUAGAAAUAGCUUGUGAAAAGCUGUAUAUAUGACCAGAAUUCUCUUAUGCAGCAUUCGGUACACUGUUGUGUGGAAAUCUGCUCAUGUAGAACCAAGAAAAAUAUGUUAGCUUUGUGUAUAUGAGUGUAUGUAUGUGUGUGUGCAUAUGCAUGAGUGAAUGUGUUAUGGGUCCUGGGGCCAGUGCCUCUGCUCAACAUGACACAAAGUCAUGACUGUAGAACACCAGUGAUUUUAUUCAUCUUUCUCUCGCUCUCUCUCUUGUAGGUGGUUGCAAACUUGUGUAGGAGGUUUGUAGCCAUGGUUAAGGACAUAGUGAUUUUAGUAUAGAGGUGUUGAGGAACUCUUCUUGCCAUUGAGAAAUCACCUGUGUUGCACCAGUUGAACAUUGCUAUUAAGCUUACAAGCUUUGAGCAGAUGUGCGAGUGAAGUGGGUACCAUUAUGUAACAUUAGGCUUUUUACUGUGUGUUGGCGUGUGUUAAACUGGAUUUUUUUUUCAUGUUUAUGUAUUUACUGUAGUGAAAUUUUGUGGCCCAUAAUUGUUAGCCUGCCCAAUUUUUAUGCUGGUGUAAGCUGUUUGUGUUUGACAAAAAUAAGCAUAUUGCAGUAAUGUUGGGUGUACAUUAUGUGCAUUCCUGGUAUCAAGUGACGUGGUUUGGGUACUGGUUUAGUUUGAUAGUGUUAUAAGGCUGUUGGUUGCAAGUUUUCUCUUCUUUUUUAAGACAUCUAAGUAGCCUAAGGAAUAAGUGAAAAUGUGCAUAGUCGAAUUUCAGUUUAAGGAAAUUUUCUGUCUUGUAAAGUUCGUCAUUUCCUGAUACUCUUCUUGAGAAAACAAAAUCAUAGCUUUCUAAGUUUAUGAAAGUAAUUGUUAGAUUGCAUUUUUUUAUUAAGCCUUUGCACUUAACAUGCGGCAAGUACUGCUGUGCCUCCUGCAGUCUGGCAGCAACAUUGAAUGUGUUCCAUUCUUGCUGAUGAGCACACUCUGGAACACACGAGCAGUAUGGCUAUGAGUGUCUUUUUCUGGGUGCUUAUUUCCUGACCUAUUGUUUAACCACGUUUACAAAAUGCAACCAGAGUUUAUUGAUAAACUUGUAAAUGACACAUGGGGGACAUAUUGAUUCCGUGUUUGAUAGGGGCUGUGCUCUCAUCGUCAUCUUUCAUUUCUGGCAUGGCUAGACAAAAAUAGCUUUCAGCUCAAUAUUUGCCUGGCAAUAAAUGUAGUUCCAGGCUAUGCUGGCUUCAGACAAUUUUGCCUUCUUUCUUUCUUUUUCUUCCUUUCUUUUUCUUUUUCUUUUCUUUCUUUCUUUCUUUCUUUCUUUCUUUCUUUCUUUCCCCAUUGAGUAUGCUCUUAAUCAGACUUCCCCAUGCUACCUCUUUGCACACAAGUAGCAUUGUUGACAGCCACAGGAUGGCCGACACAAAAAUUCAUAAAGCUCAAUCUUGAAACAGCCAGCAUCACUUGUAUGCUCUGUGGAGUUGCUGUUAACAUGUGGAUUGUUCUUUCUACAGGCACUGCAGGAGGAUGACCCUUAGCUAUACAAGUAAUCAAAUAGUUUUGUCUGCAGCACAAAUAUAGCUAUAGUUCUCAUAUAAGGAACUCAGAAUAAGUCAGUUCCAUGCCUAAGGCACUUUGUUUCCAUAAAGAUGCCAUUUUGAGACACAUCGAGCAGUAGCUAAGACGUUACUGUGCACAUCAUCUUGUAUCAGGAUGGGCCAUGUUACCAUGACCUGCAGGGUGGCAUGCUGUUUGCUUUGUUGAAAAUAUGCUCUCAGCCUGAUUUAAAAUACCUUGCGGUACUGUGAAUAAUUUUCACUGUGAGAAUUCACUAUUUUGUCUCCACUCUACUAGUUUAUGUGGCUAAACAGAUAUAGUUUUAACACUUGAAUUAUGUAAUCGCCAUAUUUUAUGCUUAAAUCUCUCUGUCUGCAUCUUUUCAUUUAUAUAGUUACACUUUUGCGUAUCUGAACCACAGUGUAUUGAAGAAUUUUUUCAUUUCUUUUUACAAAGUUCUUGGCUACAAGCAUGACUUCGUUAAAUCUGUCUUUAACUGCACAAAGGAAAAGCCACCUUAUCUAUAUACCCAAGUUUGCCAUGCAAGGAAGUGCUUCAGAGAUUACAGUGGCUCUCACCAAGUGAUCUCAGGGGAGGAGAGCGAGGGAGUGUAAUGGAUAGGGUGUUGUCUAACCAAAGACAACUCUACAUAGUAAGGACAAAUUUUAGCUUGUCCACAUCUACUAUUCCGGUGCAAAUAUCGGGACUGGAUAAGUGGAGUUUGAUGGGUGUUUGCAAGCCUGCAUCUUUUUGUCCUCUCUCAAGUUUCACCACCAGCUCACUUUUUUUUCUUUGCUCUGCAUGUUUAGAGUUCAUGUGCUGUUAUUUGAGGGAUUGUAAAUAUGCUUUUGCUGCUUGAGGACCCUUGAAGUUAGCUAAGCUAUUUCUUGCAGUCCUUGGGUGUGAAAACAAAGUGCAAUAGGGCAUUUACUGAAACACUCAGUAUAAGACAACUUGCCUUUCCUUUCUCUUGUACUAAUUUAGGCGUAAAUUCUUAAGUCGUAGUUUGUUAGCACGAGUACUCUAAGUGUUAUUUCCACUAGUAUUUAAAGCAAUCUUGCAUAGUUCUGUGUAUAUAUACAGCUUACCUGCCAAUGUCACAACUGCACUGAACACAUUCCUGUAGUAUGCCUUAAAUGGGGCACACCAAGGACUCUACAUGGGCAGCAUAGGUGGUAUGGCAUGGAAAUCGUGUCCACAUCUGCUUGUAUCCAGCAUUGUGACUGUGUGUACAAGUGCAUGCAAGCAUUUGUGUGAGUGUGUGUCUAUGUGCAUACAUGUGUGCAGCAUGCUUAUUUGCCAAGGAACCUAAUAUGUUUUGGCACUUUUUAUUGUCACAUUUCUUGUGCUUUUACUCGGCAGUCGUUACUACUCACUCUGUACCUUGAUCAUAUUUUUGUCUGCUACGUGUGAACAAUAUUGAAUGCCUGUUGUACGCUUGUAGCGUCUUUUGCGCAAGUAGUCAGCAGCCUUCUUUUGUGUAUGUGCAUGUGUGUGUAUUUUCUUGGAGGCAUUACUAUGAUGUGUGUGCUUUCUGUCUAUGCCUUUGUACAUUUAUUAUUUGUCAAAGCCUUUCCACUGCUUAACCCUCACUACUUAAACAUUAUACCAUGCACAGGAGGAUUGCUAGUAAAGCAUGUUUUUUUAUAGUCAAUUCUGCUAAAUAACCAAAAUAAUUUACGUCGUUAUGUUCUUGUCCUUACUCAGCUUCCAUGAUAAAGGGCAGGUUUACAUAGCUGGUGUGUAUGGGUUUGUUUCUUUUUCUUGUGCACAUUUCUUUUUACAUGCCUCAAAUGUGGGUGACAAUUUUAUCAGUGCAGGAGGACUGUACUGAGGGUCUAUAUUUAACUUCAGGCUUAAAAGUCUUUUUCUACUUUUAUUUUCUACUUACUUUUAUUUUGUACUUUUCUGGGUGCUUAACAUUUCAGUGCAUCAAGAAGUCUUUGUGUAUUAGCUUCUAUGGGGCUGCCAACAACCCCUUCCAUUUUUCAGAAUGGAAGGGUUUGUGCAUAGCUCUGGCUUUGUUGUUGUUUCAGAAAAAACAAAAAAACAUUAUCACAGUUUUACUUCUAUUGAUUUGUACUGUUGUUGGGUUGAUUUAAUCUGUUGGCCACUUUUGGUUGUGGAUGCUUACGUGAUGUGUACAUUGUAUUAGAAUGCAAAAGCAGUUAUUUGAGCAGGCUGCAAACUCUUCCAUGAUAGUCGGCGUUGGUAUGUGUCAACUGCUGUCGUAUUAACCCUCUUCUGUGCAUUACAUUCCCAGCCGUGUUGUGAUAGCUCUUGUGAUUAUCUUUGAAGCUUAACUGUUUGAAUCAAAGCAGUGCUUUCUGUUUUACAUUGCUGCUUUCAGUUGUGAUUGAAACUUGCUGCCUGCAGUUUUUUUUCUGAGCUUAUGGAUAUGGUGAUAGGGCACAAUUCUUUUUCUUUUUUUUAAUCAGAAAAAUGGGAAUGGCUGUGUUCCAAGCCAGAUAAUUUUCUUAUAUGUAUCUAUAUGUUCCAUGAUGUUAUUCAGUAUCUCAUGAAGCAUUCUGCUGCAUACCAUAUAAGGAUUGUUUUCUGUUGUAGUUAUAUGCUGCAGCAAUGCAAGUUCCAGGUUGCUAUCCCCUCCUCCUCUUUCUUCUUUCUAUUUGGUGCUAGAUAUUAUGAAACAUGGAGCUUGUAGGUUUAUUCCAGUGUUCUCUCUACAGCAUAAGUGCUAGAGUGUGAACUCUUUAUUAUGUUUCCCUGCAUGUGCUUGAGAGUGUGUACACAAUCAUCGCUUAUGAUUUUGGAUUGGAGUAGCUGUUUCAUGCCCAUCCAAGGUAGCAGUGGUCUCAUUUACCCAUGUUUUCACUACAUCAGCAGAGAAAAAUGUUUUUGAAUCAUAUGAAGUGGUAAAAAUGCUUCCUGAAGUGCUCUGGAGUGCUAGAUUUUGCUGUGUUCUUAUUGGUGCUUUUUACGUAGACACUUCCAAACUUGGUGGGAGGAAAUGUCUUUCACUGUAUUGCAAAGCUUAUGCAAUUUUGUAUGUCUACCUUUUAUAUUCAUACAGACUCUCUGUAAAAUAUGGACAGACUAUAGUAUGUUUCCAGAGGACCUCGUUCCCAGUAACUCUCUUCCGCUCCUUAUUAUUGUUUGAUGCCCAUGAAACUUUGGUUCGGUUCUUUGGUUGUAUGUUAAGAAACCUUUUCCAGCCCGAGUGUUAUGUAUAAUGAAAUAAAACAGGAAAAAGAAUGUUUACCGA
Messenger RNA from Rhipicephalus sanguineus (brown dog tick), 9463 nucleotides. RefSeq names its product F-actin-uncapping protein LRRC16A (gene LRR). The transcript has 35 exons. The record is from RefSeq and is a predicted model, not a curated record. Gene Ontology annotation, cellular component: lamellipodium; plasma membrane. The coding region runs from base 154 to 4326 and encodes 1390 amino acids. Gene Ontology annotation, molecular function: protein binding. NCBI's taxonomy places the organism in Eukaryota, Metazoa, Arthropoda, Arachnida, Ixodida, Ixodidae. Gene Ontology annotation, biological process: regulation of Arp2/3 complex-mediated actin nucleation; cell migration.